This is a messenger RNA of Amphimedon queenslandica, 1451 nucleotides long. RefSeq lists its product as uncharacterized. NCBI's taxonomy places the organism in Eukaryota, Metazoa, Porifera, Demospongiae, Haplosclerida, Niphatidae. Bases 195 to 758 code for a protein of 187 amino acids. The transcript is spliced from 2 exons. The record is from RefSeq and is a predicted model, not a curated record. Gene Ontology annotation, molecular function: protein binding.
UUCCACCCCUCACCCAUUAUAAUCCAUCCCAUCCCUCUAAGAUAGUAGUAUUAAGAUAAUAUAGAUUAAGAUAGUAUAGAGUAAGAUAGUGUUUUAUCCCACCCACUGCACAUAUCCCACCUCUACCUUGAGACUAGCUCUAUAUCAAAAGCAGUCCUUCUCUAUACAGCACUGAAGACAAGGUAUCAUUCCAAAUGGCAGUAGCUCCUUCUUCUUCUUCCAGUGCUCACCUACAGUUAGUAGCAGCUGCAUUAACCAGUCUAAUACCAGGGAGUAAAGUCAUUACUAAAGAUGAUCCACUGUACAAGACACUAAAGGAUCCAAAGCCACUAACAUACCAGGUGAUGAGCCAGAAUGUGAUCGUUGAAACCAGACCAGAGCCUGAUCCUACAAUAGUAGUACCACUGGAGAAGACAAUGGACAUUGAACUACAACCACUAGCUCAUGACACUAGUGAUGAACCAACCUCUGGUGGAGGGACCAGUUCAAAUAUGGUCAUCACAGUUCAGUUCCUCAAUGGUCAGUUCUAUAAGUUUUCAGUGGAUCACAGGGCUACAGUGUAUGCACUGAAGUGGUCCAUCUUUAAGAGUAAAGGGUUUGAUGAGUACUCACAGUAUGAUGUUAAUAACAUUGUACUCACCUUUGGAAGGAAGGAGCUCAAUGAUGAUGAUCGCCUUUUAAAAGAUUACAGCAUUAAAAAUGGGUCCAUCAUUCAAUUUGCAGUUAAACUAAGGGCAGCAGCUGACCAACAGUCCUAGUGUUAGACGAGGACCUACUGGAUCCUGACUUUAACUAUGACUUUAGAAACGAGCCCAACGUAGGGCGGGUUUAUGAAAGAGGAGGGUACGUGUACAAUCGUCCGUACGGCUGGAACCGACUGGCUUUGAAGACUAAGGGAAAGUAUCCACCUGAUGACGCCUGGCUGGGUAUACUGGCCAAUCGUACAGAGAGUUCAAACGAGGAGUGGCCAGUCUCUUAUCAUGGGACAAAGAAAGAAGGAGCAAUGGCUAUAGCAGCUGAAGGAUAUGAUGAGGAUAAAUUAGACCGGGAGAACUUUGGAAGAGGGUUUUACUCAACACCGAGUGUUGAAGUUGCUGCUAGUUUUGCUCCACGAUUUGACCAUACUGAUGGUAAGAGGUAUGAGGCUAUCAUUCAGAACAGAGUUAAUCUCAACCCUGGACACUCUAAGAUAAUUCCAGUAGAGAAGACACGACAUGGAGCAGAGUAUUAUCUGACAUAUUCUCCUGAUGACCUGAGACCAUACGGGAUAUGUAUCAGGGAAGUCGUUCAAGUUAGCAGUGCUUAAGAAUAAACAGCAUAAUAAUAGUAACUCUUUAAAGCAUUGAUUUAAUAGCUGAUUGUUAUAGUAUUAUUAUUAGGUUGUUUUAAUUGAAAUUGUACUACAUAAAACUGUUGUUACUUGUUACAAACAAUUACUACAUAUGUCACUA